AUGUAAGAAAUUAAUGAAUAAUCAUUAGAAGAUCUUAGUAAAGAAGUAUUAGUUUCAUAAUUGAAGGAUAAAGUAUUUAAUACUUAAUAAAUGAUAAGAUAAAAGAAAACAAAACCAUCACUAAAAAAUUAGAUAAAUUAUCAGAGAAAUAUGUAUAGACCUAUAAAGAGUAUAAAUUAAUUGCUAAAGACAGAGAAACUUUAUUUUAAGCUAUCUCAUUAGUCUUAAAUGAUGAAAUUUACAAAUUUGAAUAGAAACCUUUGGGUUUUAUAUAUUAUUAAAAAUAGGUUAAUUUGAUCAAAAUCAAAUUAUUGAUUUAUUUAAGUAAAAGGAUGAAGAUAAAUCUAAAGCAUUAACAAGUUUAAUCAAAGAAACAAAUAAUGAGAAAUUUUAAUUAGAAGAAAAAUAUAGAUAAAUGAUUGAGAAACAAGGUUAAAAUAGUGAUCAAAAGACUCAAUAAAUUAUUAAAUAACUAAAAUAAUAGAUUAAUGAUUUAGAUGUAAAUAAUACUAGAUUGGCAAAAGAGAUUAUUGAAUUAAAUGAUAUCAUAUAGAUUAAAAAUUAAUAAUUACAAACCCUUCAUUAAUUGGAAGAAGAUUGUGCAAAUUUAAAAACGUAAUUAAUGGUUUAAGAAUUAUAAUUAUAAUAACCAGAUAGAGUAAAUAAAAUAAAUUCAUCAGAUCUUAUGAAUGAAUAAUUGAAAUUUAAAUAAUAAAUUGAUAAAUUAUUAGAAGAAAUUCAAAAACAGAAAAUCAAAAUAUAGGAUUUAGAAUAAUAAUUAUAAUUUAAAAAAUAAGCAGAAAUAGAAAAAGUAAAUUAACAAUAGAACUAUUAAACUCCAACACCUGAUUAUGAUGAAAUUAAUCCAUUUGAAUAGGAUGCUACUUUAAAAUAAUAAUACUUUAUCCCAAAUAAAUAGCUAUUAAAUUAAUAGAUCUAAACAGAUCAAAUUAUUUUAAAUAAAGAGGAUGGGGAUAACAAAAAUGCAAAUUUUGAAUAUUUAAAGAAUGUUGUAUACAAAUACUUUUUAUACUAAGAAACUAGAAAUUAUAAAGAAGCAACUAUUUUAAUGAAUGCUAUUAUGACAAUUUUAAAAAUGUCAAAUGAAGAGAAAAGAAGAAUUGAUUAAGCUAGAGAAAGGGGUUUCUUAAAAAAUGCCAAGAAUCUCAUAAGUGAUAGUUUUGCUUGUCUCAAAUAACCCCAAUUAAAUGAUAUGAGUUUGGAACGACCAAUUAGUAGAGUUGAGUAAAUGAAUAAACAUAUGAUGAAUUGA
Molecule: messenger RNA, 1273 nt
Organism: Paramecium pentaurelia
Lineage: Eukaryota; Ciliophora; Oligohymenophorea; Peniculida; Parameciidae
Source: the annotation of a GenBank genome assembly